AUGCUUCACCAUAAUUCCAAGAUCAAGAUGCAGCAUAUCUUGCCAUACCUUGCGGCUUUGUUCCCCAGCGUGGCUGGCCUGUCAAUCUCACUUGAACUUGAACUAGGCGCCACACCUCGACCCCCUUACAAAGCACCUCAACCUUACAAGGCACCCUGGAAAACCCUUCCUCCGACACCCCCUCUACCAGAGGCAAACUUCAAUGGCACUGCUCCUAUCAACGGCAUAGAUCUAUGGUAUGCUACGUUUGGAGCGCCACUCGAGGAGAGCCAAGCCAAUGGACUUAACCCUGUUGUCUUUCUACACGGUGGCUACGCCAACAGUGACUACUGGGCACAUCAGGUCGAGCACUUGAAGGAUGGACCCUUUACCUUGAUCACCAUCGACUCUCGCGGUCAGGGUCGCUCUAGCGAUGACACCAGCCGUCCCUUGACGUACGAUCUCAUGACGGAGGAUGUGGUAGCCUUGAUGGACCACCUCGAAGUUCCCAAGUUCUCAACAGUCGGUUGGUCUGACGGAAGCUGCAUCUCGUUCAACCUCGCCAUGAACUUCACCGAUCGAAUCGACCGCAUCUUCGCUUUCGGAGGUACAUACAGCCCCAACAACAUCAACGCCACUGCCGCAGAGUCCCCCGUGUUCCUCGAGUAUCUUGACCGUGUUGGCAAGGAAUACGAAAAGAACUCGCCAAGUAAUGGGACCUUUAAGGAGUUUGGGGAAAGGAUUGAUGCUAUGUGGUCAUCUGAGCCAACCUGGGACGCUGGUUCAUUCUCCAAGAUUCCUACACGUUACGACGACCCUGAGGCGCCUGUUCUCUGGAUUGUCGAUGGUGAUUCCGAAGAGGCUGUUACCCGUGAUACUCCCGGCAUUCUGCGCAGUUGGGUCUGGGGCUCUGAUCUUGUUAUCCUUCCUGGAGUGAGCCACUUUGCCUUCGUCACCGAGGACAUUGGUUACGAUAGAAAUCAUGGCCCCAUUCCGCUUAUCGAUGCAUCUACUCAUCGGAUUUCUAUUCAAGGCGCAGUCAAAAACACUCUCAGCCUUUCCGUCGCAGAUCUUCAAUCCUUCAAUCAACACUCCAUGAUCUGCGCCCUCCAAUGCGCUGGAAACCGACGCCAUGCCAUGCGAACUACCAUUAAGGAAGUUCAAGGUAUUGAUUGGUUUGAUGGCGCUGUCAUGAAUUGCAGAUGGUCUGGUCCCCGCCUUAAGGAUGUUCUGACUAAGGCUGGCGUAAGUCUUAGUGAAGAAGAGCAUAAGAAGGCUCAAGUGGAGUUUGCGUGUCAUCAAAAUCCUUCGCCAGAAGAGGAGUGGUUUGGGACAAGUAUUCCGCUUGAGAAGGCUAUGGCUGACGAGGCUGACGUGAUCAUAGCUCUGGAGAUGAACGGCAAACCUCUCGAGCCAAAGCAUGGAUACCCUGCCCGUAUUAUAGCCCCAGGGCUAGCUGGUGUCCGCUCGGUCAAGUGGCUUGAUCGGAUCACGGUUCAGCUGCAAGAGUCGUCAAACCACUUCCAUCAACGCGAUUAUCGCGUCCUGCCUCCUGACGUGGAAACUUCAGAACAGGCAGAUCCAAAGUGGUCUGAGGCACCAGCUCUCCAAGAGAUGCCCCUCAACUCAGCCAUAUGUCUUCCUCGAUCUGGCUCGACUUGCAAGAGAGACGACAACGGCACGAUUGAGGUCAAGGGAUAUGCUCUUCCUGGCUAUGCUGCUGGACCUAUCCUAGACGUUGAAGUAAGUGCCGAUGGUGGAAAUACUUGGGAAAGGGCAAAGUUGUCUGAAAGUGAUGGACACAAUGAUGGCGAUUUGAAGUGGGCCUGGCAUCGAUGGGAGAUUAAGAUGCCAAUGGACACCGGUGAGAAUCAAAAGCUUUUUAGCCGUGCUACGGAUUCGAAGGGGACCAGACAGGAGGCACAGUCCCAGUGGAACUUGCGAGGUAUUGGAUAUUGUGGAUAUGGUGAGCUCAAGGUUGUACGGUAA
This is a messenger RNA of Fusarium coffeatum, 1968 nucleotides long. RefSeq lists its product as uncharacterized. Lineage: Eukaryota; Fungi; Ascomycota; Sordariomycetes; Hypocreales; Nectriaceae. Gene Ontology annotation, cellular component: mitochondrion. Bases 1 to 1968 code for a protein of 655 amino acids. The transcript is spliced from 6 exons. Gene Ontology annotation, molecular function: oxidoreductase activity; molybdenum ion binding. The record is from RefSeq and is a predicted model, not a curated record.